GAACUCAAGGCAAAGCGUAAAUCCUCUCCCUAUUUCUCUCCACAGCAAAACAAUUCUUCUGCUUUCUUUUUUCUCCUCUUUAUUCUUCUCCUUCUUCGUCCACUCCUCAGCAAUUCAACUCUCCCUCCAUGAAAGCUCGAGUCUUUUCUACAAGGUUUGCGUCUGUACGUGGGUUUUAACGUUCAAGUUAUUCUAUAGAGGUUAGCACAUAUUUUUCACCACUCAUUCUCUGCAUGUUUCUGCUCUCUUUUUGGACUGAAAUAUGUCUUAAUGUAGUCCUUUUAGCAUUCUUAAUUGUGUUUUAGCUCUUUAUUGCUUGAACGUAAUCGGUUUCCAUCAUAAUUUUUAGUAAACAAUUGGUGUCUUGUCUUCGUUGAUCUACUUUUACUUGAAUGCUGCAUGUUUCGAUGUGAUUCCGCUAUAGUUUCGUAUAUCCACAGCUACAAGGUAGUUGGGUUGGAUUAAAUUUUCAUUUUUUGUUGUUUCUAGUUUGUUUAAUCGGCACAUGAACAUGAAUCAUGCUUAGAUAUUUGUUCCGACAGGGUUCGGGUUCCUGUUCCUUUUGUUCAAACUUUUCUUGAUGGCUUUUUGUUGGUAAUUUGAUAGCAAUAGUGUAUUUGCAAUCUGUAUAUAGUUAUAUACCCCACAAGCUCAUAUGAUUUUUGGAUUAAGGGCUUGCUUUUAUUCUAUUUGGAAAAAUAUGUUGGAUUCUAUGUUCAUUAACCUGGGUUACUACAACUUAUUUGCUAUUAGUGAAGCUUACUUCUGCAUUAAUUGUAUCCUAGUUUUGCAUUCAGAAGCUCCCUUUUCUUUGCAAGGAGAGAGGCAAAUUGGUGCUCAAGGGUAGUGAUAUGCUGUGACAUUUUAAUCAAAAAAUCAUCGUCCACUUAAAUUUCUAUGUUAAGUUUCCCCUGAAGUUUGGCAGAUAGACACUAUUUAUUUGGAUAAUAAGAUGGGAGACAUAGAAGAUGAAUCUGCUGAGCAAUUACUUUCUUCAUGUACUUCUAUGGAUGACAUUGUCGGAGAUCAGCCAAUGCAUCCUUAUGUUGGAGACCAAUACCAAGCUGAAAUCCCACCACUAAUUGCAGAAUGCCAUCGUCUGGCACUUAUAAACAAACCAAUUUAUGCAGAAGUCCCAGAUUCUAUUUCAGUGGGAUUGCCAAUUCCUCUUAUGUGGUUGAAUUCUGAAGUGGAAAGAUCCUAUGGUGGGGUGGAAUUUGUAAACAGUGAAGAGAGCCGGCUUACCUCAAACAAUGAAUUUUCAGAACAUAAAGCUGAGGACCUGGAUUCAGAGUUGCAGAAUGAGAAAGACAUGAGAGGCUAUUCAAACAUUCAACCUACAGCUAGAGGUCACCAGAUGGAGAUUGAUUCUAUCUCAUCAAAAAGGGAGAAAACUAAACUAGAUGAUGUAGACAGAGGUCUCUGUCCUCUUCCUGGCUCUUUAGGUGAACCAUGGAAGGAUAGCGAACGUGACAUUUUUCUUCUUGGUCUAUACAUCUUUGGCAAGAAUCUUAUAUAUGUGCAAAAAUUUGUCGACACAAAAACAAUGGGGGAUGUAUUAUCUUUCUAUUAUGGAAAGUUUUACAGGUCUGAUGAGUAUCGUAGAUGGG
Rubroshorea leprosula is the source of this 1610-nucleotide messenger RNA. NCBI's taxonomy places the organism in Eukaryota, Viridiplantae, Streptophyta, Magnoliopsida, Malvales, Dipterocarpaceae. The record is from the annotation of a GenBank genome assembly.